AUGUUGGAAUUCAACCCUCCAACUACAACAGCUAGUGCAAGUUCAAUGCUGUCUAUGCUCAAUCUCAACAUGGAAGCUGUGUCAAGACAGAACUUCUUACUUGGCACCAGCCCACCACUAGCAGCUUUGCAUACCAUGGCGGAAAUUAAAGCGUCAGCUCUCGGACCUUAUGGUGGAACUACAGCUCAAUCAUCCCCACUAAAAUCGACAGCUGUUAUUCCUGCAUCUUCUGCCACUCCUCAUGGCAUUAAUGACAUUCUUAGUCGCCCAACUAUGACUUCUCCACCAACCUUAGGAGCAUUAGGAGCUACUUUACCCAGGUUUAGUCUCGGGGUUGGACCUAGUAUGUACUUUUCUCCAGCGAAUCCUAGUUUGCACAAGCUAGGAUUAGGAGAUAUCUCGGGAAGACCUUCCCAUGUUUACUGGCCUACGGUAAAUCCACUUUGGAGAGAUCGAUUGACAGCUCCACAAGUAUCCGCCCAAGGCUGCACGGACAAAGAUGGCAAGAAAAAACACACCAGACCAACUUUUUCCGGACACCAAAUUUAUGUUUUAGAAAAGACAUUUGAACAAACUAAAUAUCUUGCUGGACCUGAGAGAGCUAAACUUGCAUAUGCCCUAGGAAUGUCAGAAAGCCAAGUCAAGGUGUGGUUUCAAAACAGGAGGACAAAGUGGAGGAAAAAACACGCUGCAGAAAUGGCCACUGCCAAACGAAAACACGAUUCGGAAGCUGAGCACUAUCGUCAUGAGGACAUAGUUGAACGAGACGACUUCGAUUCCAAAAGGUUGAAAAUGAAUGUCAUUAGGUCCAACUGCAGACAUGAUGACUCUUCAGAGAGUAUUCUUUGA
Uloborus diversus is the source of this 849-nucleotide messenger RNA. RefSeq names its product homeobox protein Nkx-6.2-like. The transcript has 3 exons. The record is from RefSeq and is a predicted model, not a curated record. Gene Ontology annotation, cellular component: nucleus. Bases 1 to 849 code for a protein of 282 amino acids. Gene Ontology annotation, molecular function: RNA polymerase II cis-regulatory region sequence-specific DNA binding; DNA-binding transcription factor activity, RNA polymerase II-specific. Gene Ontology annotation, biological process: regulation of transcription by RNA polymerase II; cell differentiation. NCBI's taxonomy places the organism in Eukaryota, Metazoa, Arthropoda, Arachnida, Araneae, Uloboridae.